This is a messenger RNA of Pelecanus crispus (Dalmatian pelican), 546 nucleotides long. The record is from RefSeq and is a predicted model, not a curated record. NCBI's taxonomy places the organism in Eukaryota, Metazoa, Chordata, Aves, Pelecaniformes, Pelecanidae.
AUAAUGAAUUCAUUUAUAGAAACCAGAAUGGCACAGUGAUUCUGAGGAAUGUUGAAACUCACAAUUCAACAAUAUUAAUAGAAAACAAAAAAAUUGUCUCCUUAAAGGCUAUUCGAUAUGAAGUGUCACCUGACCGGGAAUAUGCACUUUUUGCUUUUGAUGUUGAACCAGUGUAUCAGCAUUCAUAUACGGCAUACUAUGUCCUCAGCAAAAUACCUCAUGGGGAUCCCCAGAAUUUGGAUCCCCCUGAGGUCAGCAAUGCAAAGCUUCAGUAUGCUGGUUGGGGUCCAAAAGGGCAACAGCUGGUAAGAGAAAGAAUAAGUGUGCAAAUGAAUUUAGAGACCAUGCUGCUAUUGUUUGGAAGUAAAGAAAGGAUAAUUCUUUAUUGACUAGUUUCUUGAAACCUGUGUGGUAGCUUCUAGCAUCUUUAUUGGGAUUGUUUUAUCAUGUACUUUAUCUAGAAAGUUCCCAAAUACAUAAAUUUACUGCAAAGUAAUUGCGUCUAAAAAUGCAGAGAAAGUACACUUUAUGAAAGCUCUUUCAGAG